This is a messenger RNA of Trichomonas vaginalis G3, 1180 nucleotides long. RefSeq names its product DNA/RNA polymerase superfamily. The annotation marks the transcript as partial. Lineage: Eukaryota; Parabasalia; Trichomonadida; Trichomonadidae. The record is from RefSeq and is a predicted model, not a curated record. The transcript has a single exon.
AUGUUAAACGUUAAUAUUGAUUUUUAUUAUUGUGACCCUCAACCAGAAGACGUAGACAUUAACAAGGUAGACUUUCCAUUAGUGGAAUCAAUAAUGAUAGAUCCAGAAUUUGAAACAGUAAAUAUUUUAUUAACACAGAGUCCAUGUGGAAAACUUCACGCUGACAGAAUUACAGACGUUGAAGCACUCACAGGAUAUAAAGUUUGCCCCUUUUGCAAAGAAGAAGUUUAUUCUAUCCGUGAUGAUCCAGAAAGGAAAAACCAAAGAAGAUUUUUAAAGCAUUGUGAGAAAUGUAAAGAAAAUAAUGGAAGAUUAAUUCAAGACGUUCAGUUGCAAAAGACACAGCAACCAUAUGCACCACAUAUUACGAAACAGAAGAUAUAUCAGUGGUUAUUAGCUCACAAUUUGCAGAAAUAUUAUAAACCGACAAGAUAUUAUAUUACUUUUGACUUUGAAACAUUAGAGACUAAAGAAGAAUUACAACUUUCUGAGUGUGCAACUUUGAACGCUUACUUAAAACCAUUUAUGGUAUCAUCAACUGUCAAAAUAAAGCCGCAAAGCGGCGAGGUCGUAGACCGUGAUAAAACAUUUACGAGGAAUUUUUGCUUAACAUCAAGUGAUUCGUUCAUCUCUGAUUGGAUUGAAUUUUUAUUUUCAACCUGUUCAUUAGUUGCUAAAUCAAAUAUUGAACAAUAUGAAGAAUUAAUGAAUACAUUAAAUGAGAAACAAAAGGAAGCAAUGAAAGAGCUUUUAGAUGAAGAAUUUAAUAAAGUGAAUAUCAUUGGUUUUAAUUCGGGAAAGUUUGAUUUAAAUUUAAUUCUUCGUGAUUUAAACACUGCAAAAUGGAAAAUAAAAUCAAUGCUGGGUUCAUCUUCACAAUUUAAGCAAAUCAUUGUAAAGAAAACAAACAUUCCAUAUGAAUUGAGAUUUAUUGACAUCAGAAAUUAUAUAGCGGGUGGAACAUUAGACCAAUUCACUCAAGAUUUCGGAAACAAUAAAUCACGUGUUAAAUCCUUUUUCCCUUAUCAAUUCAUCACAUGGGAGAAUUACGAAGAAGAAUUAUAUAAAGAGGAACCAUUCACGAAAGAUUCAUUUUAUUCAGCAUUAACACAAGAAACAAUAUCCGAUUCAGAUUAUCAAAUAUAUCUCAAUGAUGCUAAAAACUUUAAGAAUAGAUUAG